Messenger RNA from Ilyonectria robusta, 765 nucleotides. RefSeq lists its product as uncharacterized. The transcript has a single exon. The record is from RefSeq and is a predicted model, not a curated record. NCBI's taxonomy places the organism in Eukaryota, Fungi, Ascomycota, Sordariomycetes, Hypocreales, Nectriaceae. The annotation marks the transcript as partial.
AUGGGAUACUCGGAAAACUCUGGGGCCGGUGAUUCGACCGGCCAUGAGCUUCGAAUUUCUUACCCCAUCGUCGUUUUCAUGAGCAUUUCCAUGUAUAACGUCAUCGAGCUCAACGUUCUCAUCCUUGCAACCUUCAAAAAACGAAAAGGCCUUUACUUCUGGAGUUUCCUCGCCGCCACCAAUGGAAUCGCACCUCAUUCUAUUGGAUUCUUACUUAAGAAUAUAUUACUCUGGGAUAACUUCAUGUUAUACAUCACCCUUAUAGCAGUCGGCUGGGUGAUGAUGGUUACCGGCCAGUCGCUUGUUCUAUAUUCACGACUCCACCUCAUUCUCUGGAAUGAGUUCUAUCGGAGGCUUGUUCUCGCCAUGAUAGUCACUAACGCUAUCAUCUUGCAUGUUCCCAUUAUUAUCCUUAUGUACGGCUCUAACAGCUCUCAUUCAAACCCCUGGGUUCACCCUUAUAUGGUCUACGAGAAAAUCCAGGUCACCAUUUUUUUCCUCCAGGAACUUAUUAUUUCAACCAUUUACAUCAAGACCUGUUUUUCCUUCUUCGACAUCCAAGUCACUUUGCAUGGAAAUGGCGUCCGCAGAAUGCGCAAGCACUUACUAUUGGUCAAUGUGAUCAUCAUCCUCCUCGACAUCCCGAUCCUCAUCCUCGAAUAUACCGACUUCUAUGACUUCCAGACCGCCUAUAAGGCCCUUGUCUAUAGCAUCAAGCUCAAGCUGGAGUUUAACAUCCUGAAUCGCCUCCUUGAGAUGUCACAC